GUGGGCACCGGGGAACCAGGGAGUGGCGGGCACGGGAAAAGCGGGGGCACCGGGAAACUGCGAGUAACGGGGACACGGUUAACCGUGGGCACCGGGAAAAUGGGGAACAAGAGAGUGGGGAAACUAUAGGAGCCAGGGAAUCGGGAGCAUCUGGAGUCGCAGUACCCGGGAACUGGGAAACCGGGGGCACCGGAGAGCCGCGGCUUCGGGGAACCGGGAGCAUCAGGGAGCCAGGAAAUCAUGGGCACUGGGGAACCGGGAACACUGGGCAUCUCUGGCACGGGGGAGCCGGGAGCAGGAUGCAGCCGGGAACCGGGAGCAGUGGGCAGCCACAGCACCGGAAAGCCGUAGCACUGGGGAACCUGGAUCACCUACCUGGCACUUCCUGCCAGGCCUGGCACCAGGUGUCGACUUCAAGAUGAAGACGAUCGAGGUGGACGGGAUCAAGGUGCGGAUACAGAUCUGGGACACGGCCGGCCAGGAGCGGUACCAGACCAUCACCAAGCAGUACUACCGGCGGGCACAGGGCAUCUUCCUGGUGUACGACAUCAGCAGCGAGCGCUCCUACCAGCACAUCGUCAAGUGGGCCAGCGACGUGGAUGAGUACGCACCCGACGGCGUCCAGAAAAUCCUCAUCGGGAACAAAGCGGACGAGGAGCACAAGAGGCAAGUGCCCAAAGAGCAAGGGCUGCAGUUGGCCAGGGAAUACGGGAUGGAUUUCUACGAGACCAGUGCCUGCAGCAACCUCAACAUCAAGGAGUCCUUCACACGGCUGACGGAGCUGGUGCUGCAGGCGCACCGCAAGGAGCUGGAGGAGCUGCGGGGACCCCCCCGCGCCCCCACCCUGGCCCGGCUGGAGGAAGAGGAGCAACAGCCUCUGCAGAGUGAGGACUCCCCCAAAACCUGCUGGUGCUGAAGGCUGGCACCUCCCUGACGGUGCCCCGGGCUGUGUCGGGGGAGGGCACGAUAGGGGCGGGAUUGGGGCGGUCCCCAUGGAGGCGGGGAGGGACACCCCACAGGGAGUGGGAGGGGGGAAGGCAUGAGGGUGCCCCCCCAUCCUGGCACCUGUGCCCCCCCUGGUGUGCAGGGUGGGAUGGGGGGUGUCCAGGCGCUGUGUACCCACCCGGUGUCCACCCCGUGCCCGUGGGAGCCCCCCAGUUUUACACACACCGUUUGCAGAAUAAAAGUGAUGCUGGA
This is a messenger RNA of Myiozetetes cayanensis, 1197 nucleotides long. It is a transcript of the gene RAB15, whose product is annotated as RAB15, member RAS oncogene family. Gene Ontology annotation, biological process: Rab protein signal transduction. Gene Ontology annotation, molecular function: GTP binding; GTPase activity. The record is from RefSeq and is a predicted model, not a curated record. Bases 419 to 916 code for a protein of 165 amino acids. NCBI's taxonomy places the organism in Eukaryota, Metazoa, Chordata, Aves, Passeriformes, Tyrannidae. The transcript is spliced from 7 exons.